GAAAAAUACAAACAUUCUUAUUUGUCAGUCGAGUUUCAAACCCACAAUCAAAAUAAAUAAAAUUUCUUUUUUUUGCAGUAUGAAAUUUUUAUUAUAUGUAUUCUAAAGAAUAUAAAUCAAUUUCAAAUAACUAACAAUCAUUAAAUUACAAAAAAUCAAAUAAAUAACUAACCUAUCUAAAUAAAAAAAUUUUGAAUUGUGAUAUAACGAACGAAGGAAGCAAAUGUACACAAAAACGUAAAUAACAUUAAGUUUAAUAAAAAUGUACCAAACUCCCCAAAGAAAGAUAUUAAAUAAGACUUUUCAAGUUCUGAUUUUGAAAAGAAACAUUUCCAAAAUAAAAAGAAAUGAACUAUAUAAAAAAUGUUUUUCCAUACUUGGUGUUAAUGAGGACUCCGAUCAAAAUACGGUACGAAAAGCAUACAUUGAUUUAGUGAAAAGAGUUCAUCCUGAUAGUGGUAAACCGGAAGCAUCUGCUGACCGUUUUCAUGAAAUAGAUGAAGCUUUUAAAAUCUUACAAGAGAAAUUUGCUAAAAAUCGUCGUGGUAUUUUUGAAAAUGAAGAAGAAAAGGUUUUUGAUAUUCGCCAUAAAGCUCCUCAGCACCGACAGUAUUUAAGUUUUGAGGGAAUUGGGGUUGGAACUCCAACACAGCGUCAGAAACAAUAUCAACAACAUAAAGUUACAAUUGCUCAAGAGCGUGUUUAUAAUCAUCGAGUAGAGAAAGCACAAGCAGGUGAAAAGGAAUUAAUGAAAAAAGUAUCUGCUGGUAUGCAAAGAGAUCAUCGUAUUAAAACAAAAUAUGGCUUUGAUCGUGUUGUAGAAGAUUUAAUUCUUGAGGCAAUGUCAAAAGGAGAUUUCGACAAUUUGUCAUGCGCCGGUAAGCCACUUUCUACAGCUCAAUCUCAGAAUCCAUACUUAGACUUUACAACAGCAAAAUUAAAUAAAAUUUUGAUUGACAACGGUUUUACACCAGAAUGGAUACAAUUGCAACGUGACAUACGUGAGACGAUACAAAAACUAAAUAGUGAUUUAGCUGAGGAACGAUCAUACUUUGGAGAUUUUCCUUUCAGUGAAAAUGAAGAUAUUAAGUGGAAUUUAAUUUUAAGGAAAUAUAUAGAAGACGUAGAAAAAAUUAAUAAAUUGAUUGAUAAAUAUAAUUUGAUAGUACCAAUAAUAGAAAAUCAAUUCUUUAGAGUUAAUUUAGAAAGGAUUGCACAAAAAAUUGCUAGUGACAAUAGUUUGCCAAAGAAUCAAAAACGUUACGUUACUGAUGAAGAAGCAAAAAUUGAACAGAAUGAAUAUAAAAAAAGCGAUUUUUUUUCCUUUCUGGGCUCAUUAUUUUGAUUAUGAACUUAUUAGAUUUGUAUAUAAUACUUUUUUUAAAUAGUGAUAUUUGUGUACCUUGCUUAUUUAAUAAAUAACUUAUUUUAUUGAAA
Condylostylus longicornis is the source of this 1437-nucleotide messenger RNA. Its product is annotated as dnaJ homolog subfamily C member 28. The record is from RefSeq and is a predicted model, not a curated record. Bases 263 to 1345 code for a protein of 360 amino acids. The transcript is spliced from 3 exons. Lineage: Eukaryota; Metazoa; Arthropoda; Insecta; Diptera; Dolichopodidae.